Prunus armeniaca (apricot) is the source of this 495-nucleotide messenger RNA. NCBI's taxonomy places the organism in Eukaryota, Viridiplantae, Streptophyta, Magnoliopsida, Rosales, Rosaceae. The record is from the annotation of a GenBank genome assembly.
AUGAGGCCAAAUAUGACUCGUCUAACCAAGAUCACUAUCGUGAUCAUGUCACUGGUUUCUGGGUCAGCCAUGGGUGAUCUACCUUCCUGCGAAACCAUCCUCGAACCGUUGAACCCUUGCGCCAAGCAACAAAAUAAUGACGUGAAGCCACCACAGACUUGCUGUGACGCUAUACAGAGCCUCAGCCGGUAUUCAAACGACAAGGAAGAUCGACACGAAAUAUGCGACUGUAUCAAGGCUGUAGCAAUUUUGGCGGGGCUGCCUAUUAAUGAUUUUUCUUGCAUUUCUUUUCUUCCUCAAGCCUGUGGCCUAUCCGUGAAACUUCCACCCAUCUCUACCGACAUCGAUUGUUCCCAGGAAGACUUGGUGCAUGGAGUGUACGUGAUGACGGAGUUUGAUAUUGUCAUUGGAUUUAAAAAGAUGUGGUUGGCGUAUUGGGUUUAUUCCCACAAGUAUAAUAGGCCGGCCAUCACCGAAAAACUUUUGGAGAGCUAG